UGAUUGGUCAUUUAAUUUCAAUAUAUUUAUUGGAAUGAAGCUACACUUUCAUGUCUGACCUUGUAUCCUACUUCAGUUUCACGUUGGUGGAUCUACCAUACUUCAGCAAUGAGUCAAACAUGUGAAUGGAAAAAUGAGGUUAUAAAGAAGCAGGCCCAAAAAGAACGAGAGAAAGACGUGGAAAAACGAUGGGCAGACGUGAUGUCUAAGAACGGUGAGGGAGCUCCUGAAUGGUUAAAAGAAGCUGCUAUGAAGAAAAAGCAGAAACAAAGUUUGAAACAGAAAGAUGAGAAUUUAGCUCCAUGGCUAAAAGAAGUUCAGAAGAAGAAUGCCGGCUUAGCAAGAAGGAUAUCCGAUGCCACAAAUUGUGAAAUUGAAAGUAAUCUGGGCUGAAAUACGGAUUUGGUGCGUUUUUCUCUUUAUUACGAUAGUUUGAUAUAUUUUUGAACGAACGGUAAAUUAAAUUGUUCAAUAUCAUGUGAAUUCCACACAGAGAUUAACUAUACUACAAACAUACAUAUACGUUUAUUAUCAUGAUUCUUUUCCUUGUAUAUUAUUAUUUGCGCUUUAUUUAAUAACCUGAUUUGUGGAAAUCCAGAAUAUUUUCCUAACACGUGACUUUCAUUUCUUGAGUUUACCAUACACUGAACGUGUAAGCCCAAAUCUUCAUAAAUAUCCAAUUGAAUUUUUCAGUUCUUACCAAUUUAUCUUCACAGUUAAAAUUACGAGUCAAUCUAAGCUAAACCAUCAUUGGAAAUCUAGAAGCACUGGACGACCGUCUCGUCUUAUUAUGGGACUUGGAACCAGGUCAUUCGACCUAUCGUGUGGAUACUCAAAUUCUAGACAACGACUAGCGUCGAACGGUGUUAGUGUCUAACUUCAGUAAAUCAUAAUCUUGCGCAACCCUUCGUCGAUUCGCUGUGGUGGUCAUGGCUUCUCACCAGAACUCUACGACUUACAUCUAGCCGGUUACUAGUAAGGGGGAGAUUGUUAUCAGUAUAGGGCAUUUGUGGAGAUUGUAGUAUUUCCACACUUGGAUUCCACAUGUGAGAUUUUGGACACUCACUGUUGAGGAGUUCUUUACUAAGACGAGACGGCCAUCCAGUGAUUCCAGGUUUUCAAUAAUGGUCUAGCUUAGAUCGACUCGUGAUUUCAACUGUUAAAUUAUUAAAAUCUCCACAAACUGCUCAUACUGAUAACUUACCAAUUUAUAUCUGCAUAUAAAAUAGUAUUGACUAAGGUUUUCCCUCGGUCAUUGUUUCAACCCUGUCCAUACAUUUUUUGGUGUCAAUAGCAUGUAUAUUUACCUACCUCCGAAUAUUUAAUUGAUAUCCAGACUAAUUCCUGAGCAUGCUCGUAAAAUCUUUUGAUGACUAAUGCAGGUUUUAAGUGCAGUUUAUAUAUGUCUAAAGACACUUGAUAUAAGUUAGUGUGAUAAUUAGAAGUAUUUGAAUUAUAGUACGUACUAGGAAUCCCUGAAAUAACUUAAUUUAAAUGAAGCGGAACUAGGUGAGCACAUACGAACGUAUUGUAUUUGAAAUUCGAAAUCAGUCAUAAAUCAAGUGCAAAGGAAUCAUUAAUUCACACAUACAUCAGUUAUUCUCUGUAGAUUAUAUCAAGAAAUAUAAUCUAGAAACAAAGUCGACGUACAAUACAUCAGAAUAUUUCACUUAAGUGACUUUAUGGUAAUCGUGUUUCCAAUGAUAUAUGUAUAUUGGUAUACUUAAGAGGAAUAAUUUAACAAUAAAUAGUUUGUUGCACUACCUAUGGCGUGAAGUUCCCUAGUGUUUUAUUGCCAAGUCUUGAGCUCUACAUUACUGGCCAAUUGGUGUAAGAAGUUUAAUAAUUUCAAGCUGUUUUACUUAUCGUUGAGACACAUCAUGUAAGGGAUGCUACUCGGCUACAUAAACAAGUAAAAAAAGUAGUUAUAACCAUAAACAUCAGUCGAAAGUCGUUUGGAGCGAACGGUACUGGGUUCGAGUCCCAGAAAGAACAUUAACUCUGAGAUGCAGGUACAUCCAGCUGACGAGUUCCAAAUAGGAUUCCACUGCUAUCCACUACAUAUAUUUGCUUAUAAAGCUUGUGACUUCAAGCAGUAUCAAGGCAGUCCGCACAGGAUGCACAUUUGCUAACAAGAGACUGAUCAAUUGCAGUCCUAAAUAACAAUAGGAAGAUGCAAGUGAAUAGCUCUAUACCCAGAUUACAUAUCUUUCGCAAAUUUAGCCUUAGAAUGUUCUUUUAUCUUCAUUCUCAUGUUUUUUCAUCUUCAUUUACUUAUGUUGACUGGAUAACAAAAGAUUCAUUUCAGGUGUAUUUUCUAGCGUAAUCACAUUUUUAAAUUCAAACCAAUUACUUAUAUUUUAAAUAUAUGUGUUUUUGACUGCCCUGUAGGACCACAUCUGUUUUAUGUAACGCGGAUUUUAGGUAACAAACGUAGUAAGGUUUGUCUUACCUUAUUCAAGCUAUUCCCAUAAUACUACUGAGCUGUAUUGUAUAUGACGUUAGUUAAACCAACACAAUACAGUUCUUGAGAAGAUACUUAGUUUAUGUAGAUGCUUAAUUAGUAUUACUUUCACUUAACUACAUGGUUAAAUCGAGAAACUUAAAUUAAUGUCCUGACCAGGAUCAUCAGUGUUUACUUCCUGUAGGUGAGUUUUUGGAUAUUAUUCCAUAAUUGCCUAAUUAGCUCUUUCUGACUACUUUUAUCGUGAUUGGUUGUCUUCCUGGGUUUUGUUAUAUUAAUUGAUCUUUGUAUUCCAUCUGACUAUUUUGUAAGUGACAAUUUUGUCCAGAAAGUUUCAUUAAAAUUCCUUUUUCUCGCUUGUACAUCUGACCAUUAAAUUGGGAAUGUGUUGUACUGUAUAAAUCUAUUAACGCUACUAAACUUGACCCCUACUAUUUUGUGUACUGAGAAUAAUUGGUCCUUGUUUUGCAAUUCCAAUGCAUCUUUGGUAAGAUUUGCUCGUAUUAAAGUAAACAGGUCCGUGAUAUCGAUUAUUCACAAGUUACACUCCAUUUUAUUAUAUCUGGGGUUCAAAUGUGUAAUUGAUUCAAACAAACUUCGGGAAAACUGUUGUAAUCUAUUAAUAAAUAAAAGGAUGGAUAGUGGUACCACUCGUCAAAAGUUCCGAACGAUAAUUAGUUUCAUAUUUAUCUGUUUAUAAAAUAUGCGCAGCGAUUUGAUAUUUAAAUUUAAUGUCAAUAAAUAUAUGUGGCUGUCUUUACUUGUAAUAGUAGUUGUUUAAUUCGAUUUACAUCCAAAUCGCAUAGAUCGUGUGAUAAUACACAUGACUGUUAUUAUUAAGGUCACAUUCAUACAUGUUCAGUAGUCAACAUAUCGAUGUAUAUUAAGUUGAUACAUUAGAAUUUACUAGCAUGCAUCGAAAUGCAAGUCAAUUCUGAUAAGAAUAUGGAUCUGGUAUUUUAUGUUAUGAUUCAUUCAUGCUGAUUAACUGGACAGUUAAUAGCUUGAUAGUCCUAUAAUCUGAAUUAAGUUUCGACUACAUUUAUGCUGUCUCAACAUACACUUACUGCAAUUUCACAUAGUUUAUAUAAGUGUCACUUUUUUAGAUACAAAACGACCUCGUUUUCUGGUCAGUUGCUUAGUCUUUUGACAUCUGUUCAUUGGGUAGCGGUUUGUGUUUGUAAUCCAGUUUUUCUGAUUAAUUGUCACCCGGACACUACUCACGUCAAUUCAGGAGACUGAUCUUAAUCCGGUCCGAUGUAACAGUGAUAUGAUCUUAUCAGUUCUGUCCUUCCGAUUUCCAUUCUUAAAUAGCCCCAGAUGACAUUCAGACAAUCGCGUAUUCUCAUACACAACAUUUCAGACUACCACUGGCUAAUGAUUGAUGUCGAUCUGAAGUCAUUUAGUAGGAACUAUCGACCUUAAGAUCUGAUUAACGGUCACUAUAUCUUAGACUGAAUUUUCUGGUUACAUCGUGAUGCUUAUGGUGGAGUGUCGUUCUCUGAACUGGGUAGUUUAAUCGAGUAGCUUUCAUUGUUGGGAAGAACAGCUAAGCCGUCCAGCCACAAAUCUUCACUUUGUAAUUAACUGAUAUUGGUGAUUUUCUGAUAAUACGAAUGAUUUUUCUAUUCUCAAUUGUGCCUUUUUUUCUUCCAUAACAUUUAGUAAACCAUCACUUAAAUAAGCAAUUUUUACCUAACGCUUUAUAAUUUCGAUUUGUUAUCUUAACGUAAUAUUUUCAUUUUACAGCAGUUAAUCAUUAUUUUUGUUAUUUUAAUGAGGAAACAGUUGUAAUGCAAUAUGUAACAUGGUCCCACAUUACAGUCCGAACAAUCACACUCGUAAUUAUCAAACUAAUAUGUUGAUAUUUGACAAUAAUUCAGUAUGUCUGUGUUUUGUCUCCCUACGCAUUAUGGCCUUUAUUCUUCUCUAGCUCUACUAAGUACUUUAAAGACUUGUAAUCAUCUAGUGACCUCUCAUAGUUUUGGAUCAGACAUGAUAAAAAGUUUUAUCACUAAGGCGGCUAUCUAAAACAGAUAUAUGCUGAUUACCAGGCGAAAAUUCAUUUGACCUAAAGAUGUUCGGUGUUAUUAUAACCUACAAUUACACACCACUUUGCUCUUUGUUAAACUCCAUCCCAACUAACAUAGAAGAUGGGGUGGGAUGGUACUUGAUAGUGAGUAAUCAGGUAAAAAAAGAUAUCAUUAUUAUUGAUCACGUUGACGGAAGACUAAUGGUGGGUAGAAUAUAUUCAAAUAGCAGGUAUGAAAUAUUUAGACAUAUAACCUAUGUAAAAGUAGAACAAUUCGAUAAAUAUUCAUUAUAUUCCCUUCAUUAUUAAUCCACUUAUUUGAGAUAUGUGGAGUAUGUGACGAUGAUCGAGAUCCGUGAAAUCCAGUUGGUCUUCGUAUUUUAAUAAAACAUCAGAAAUGAAUAUAACAGGACUGAUGUACUUCAAAAGUUACACAUAAGGUAACUUGAUCACCAAUUCUUCGAAGAAUAAAUAUGAUUUCCAAGUUAAUGCAGUUUUACAUAGUAAAAGGAGCAGCAGUAACUGAAAUGAACAAUGGAAAUAACAUUUUAUUCUUUACUGAACUCGGAUUAGAAUUCAGAGAUUUCAACUUAAAGUGUGUCCUAUUUUCUUAACUUGUUAUAUUCUCAACAAAAUACGAAUAAUAAUUCCUUUUCUGAAUAAACAGUUUUAAAUCCAUGUAAAUAGUGAUUUCAAAGUCACCAAAUUUUUUAGCUUGUAAGUACAAACAGUGCGUAAGCACUUAAGCGAGUCGUAUUAUGUAAAUAUGAAUCCCUAACCUUUUUUCUAGUUAUAAACCAAAAUAUUUAAUAACUAGAUUAAAUUAUAGUACAUCAAUGAACAAUAAAGUCAGUUAAUAUGAUAAAUGUUUCAUCUGCUCACUAGUGAUUGGCUUCAAGAGAUACUUCUGGAGUUGUAGUGAGAAGUCGUCACCAGUGGAGUUCAAUCAGGUCUGUUGUGAGAUAUCAACUCACUGAAAACAAUGGUGUACGGUGGCGCAACUUCGUGGAUUGGUUGAAGUUAGACAUUAACACCGUUGGAUGCCGGCUCAGUGGUCUAGUUUGUUAAGCGCCUGGCGCGAGAAUGUUCGUAAGUUAGUGGCUUAUUACGUAAUAUAGACAUACAAAGACAAACUGCCCAAUAUGUAUCAUUAGUCUCUGUGAUCUACGCAUAUACUGCAAUAAAAUUGAUUUAGAUAAGGAAUAUUUCAUUAACUAGUCAACUUGUAUUCAAACACUACUGUUAUAACGGAAAAGUAUUGUAUGGAUUGCUUGGUACGUACGAUCGAUCGUGUAAAUUGGUUAUGAUGAUUGCUCACAAAUCCCAAUCAUUAAUAUAGUCUCAGUGAACAAAUAACAGAAAGCAGACUAGUUUGAUCAGCGGAAUAUGAGUCGUUUGAUGUGAAAAAAACUUAUAUACAGAAUAUUUAACUUAAAAUAAAUAUUAUUAGAGUUCAUGUAAAUCAUAAAUGAAUACUGGAUCAGAAUUUGGUAAAUUAUUCACGAGCCAACAGAUCUGAAGCCUUACAAUCAAGCUCACUUAUUAAUCAUCAAAUAAUAUGUGAAGCUGAUAUUUAUCAUAACCAGAAUGGUCAUUCACAUUAAAUAAUCCAAUAGCUCCCCUUAAAUAAAUGUCAAGUUUAUAGAUCUGACAAUUUCGAACUCAGCACCAAUCCAAUCAUAAUUGACGGGGAAGAUUUGGAAGGUGUAAAAACCUUUACGUAUUUGGGCAGCAUCAUUGAUGAACAGGGUGGAUCUGAUGCACAUGUGAAGGCGCGGAUCGGCAAAGCAAGAGCAGCAUAUUUACAACUGCAGAACAUCUGGAACUCAAAGCAACUGUCAACCAACACCAAGGUCAGGAUUUUCAAUACAAAUGUCAAAACAGUUCUACUGUAUGGGGCAGAAACCUGGAGAACUACGAAAGCCAUCAUCCAGAAAAUACAGGUGUUUAUUAACAAUUGUCUACGCAAAAUACUUCAGAUCCAUUGGCCGGACACUAUUAGCAACAACGUACUGUGGGAGAGAACAAACCAGAUCCCAGCGGAGGAAGAAAUCAGGAAGAAGCGCUGGAAGUGGAUAGGACACACAUUGAGGAAAGCACCCAACUGCGUCACAAGACAAGCCCUCACAUGGAAUCCUCAAGGCUGGUCAGCGGCCUAUGCUCCAUUGGGAGUAACAGGCGUAAGUAAGUAAGUAAGUAAGUAAGGCUAAGGUAGUGUAUUUACAGUUGCGAUGCAGAGUCCUAUGAAUUAUAGUCCAAUGUCCAUAUAUUGUACUGAUGAAGAUGAAUGGUGAACAAUUAUAUGGUACUGAGUACCAUGGUAAACAACCUUAUGUAAAAGUCCAAGUUACUUUUUGUGUUGAUGAGUUCUGUUUACCACUGCUAUCGUCCGGCCACUACUACAACAACAAAAACUUUGUAUACCGUCCCAAUGAAAGCUCGAGUAGAGAAUCAUGAAAUGACUAAAUACCCCUAUUUCCAAUCCUCUGAUUGUGUUCCUUAACGCUUGGAACGAGAGUUUAUUUAUUUAUUUGAACACAUAAUUAAUGGUACAAAGGGGCACCGAAUACAAAUGCGCCACACAAGUCACUUGGUUUGUGUUGGCUGGGAUACUGUCUGAGUGCCCAAACUAAAGCCGGUUGUUUUUUAGGAAGCCACAACCGGAUCCGUCAACCUAAAGGUCUGGUCCACAAGGCAGCGGAGCAACGUCAGGAGAUGCAGUCCCAUGCUAGCAGGUGACCAACAAUAGGUUCACACACCAUUCGUUCCCUCAGGACCCUAAAGCCUGUGGCAAGCCCAUUUGACCACUGUAUCAUUUGUCUACUCAUUGUAACUCAGACAUCUAAUUCAUCAUGUUAAUUUCUGUGUGCAUUUCAGACUCUUAAUUCACUAUGUUAAUUUCGGUGUGUAUGAUCGAGUGUAUGUCUGUACAUUAACCCUUAAGCUAUCCUCCUGUUGGUUGCAAUGUGCAGAUAAUCGAUAAUUUAUCCACACCCGAUUAACUCUCAAAAAUAUAUAUGGAUUUUGAACACACACACACACACACUCGCUUUGUUUCAUCGUGUGCUUGCUCGCUGUACGCUUGCGGAUUUUUAUUAAUCAUUAACAAUAAAUUAUUUCUACAACUGGUGUUCAGGCUUCUGAAUAAUCUCGAGUAAAUCCGUAAUUCAUCUAGGAGAUUAAGCCUACCUUAAAUACUCAGUUUACGGGAUAUUAUUUAUUGGAGUCAGAUAUAGAGGACAUUAGCCUCAACAUAUUGGUGACCCGCCUUUAGAACGCGCACCAUCUUCCUACAAAGUCCGCUGCAUUCUCCUCAAGCGUAUCAUAAAGAACUUCAUAUUGGAAUUAUUAUUAUAAUUAAUAACAAUCCAUUGACAGUCAUAAUAAAUUCACUCAUAACAUUGUCCCUUUGGAAUUAUUGCUGUGUAUUCUCAUAUUUAUACCCAAAGUGACAGUUUUUCUUUUUGGUGAGUCUCAUAUAUUUUUGUUGCUAUUUUUGACUUCUUCAUAUCGUAAAUUUCAAACCUCAGCUUAUUAUUAUUAUUAUUGCUCCUUCGUACCAUGUCACUUUAUAAUUCGCUAAGCCUAUCAUCUAAAUCUAUUUCCGUGGGUGCCAUUUCUAUACCUUUACCUGUUUUUAAUCCACGAAAGGCUGAACUCUGGUUUGCUCGCUUAGAAAGCUUUUUUGUUGCAAACGAAAUGACAAAGAGUACGAAAUUUAGUUACGCAAACUCACUGCUUCCGGACGACGUCAUUGAACAAGUGCCUGAUGUCAUUUUUAAGCCGGAUCCUGACUCACCAUUCGAUUGUCUGAAAAGAGAGGUUAUUCGUGUCACAUCUCUCACCGAUCAACAGACAAUUGAUCAACUUUUGACCAACGUGGAGCUAGGUGACUAUACGCCACCACAGUUAAGACGCCACAUGACACUUAUUAGGAAAUCGUACAGUAGACAAAUGUCUAUUAUAUCAAUCGUGGCUCAGACGUCUCCCACAAAACAUCGAACAGAUACUUGCAAUCGGAGACGAAGACGUCGACUUUGAUAGGCUAGCAGACAUAGCCGACAGAAUUUACGAACGGUCCAAGACUCACCCUGUAUCUCAAAUCCAAUCAAGCUCAACUGACGAGAUCGCCGAGUUACGACGAUCAGUUGAUACCCUUACCAAACAGAUAGCUCAAAUCCAAUUAUUGAAUGCCUCCCACAGUAAGUGUAGAGGAACAUCCAGAAGCCGUAGACGACGUAGUCCAAGCACUACAUUUGUUGGUACCAUAGAACAUACGGCAAACGAGCUAGAAAAUGUACUCCGCCUUGUAACUUUGCAAGCAUACAGAAAAAGGAACGUCAAGACCGCCGGUUAAUGACGACUGCAGUCACUGACCACAACUCUCAAGACAGCCGUCUAUUAUAUGUUACAGACAAAAGAACCGGCACACAGUUUUUAGUCGACACUGCGGCAGAGGUUAGUGUAGUACCACCCACUGCACUCGAGAAAAACACACCUGACUCCAAACUAAAACUACAAGCAGCAAACAGGUCUGACAUCAAGGCGUACGGCAAAAGGCUGUUACAAUUAAAUUUCGGUCCUAGAUCUAAUUUUUCAUGGAGUUUCAUCAUAGCGGACGUCAUCGUUCCUAUAAUCGGCAUUGAUUUUCUGCAAUUCCACAAAAUACUGGUAGACGUCAGAAAUAGGAAACUUGUCCUUGCCAAACAGAGUAAGGAAAUUAGCGGAAUUAUAUCAAAUGAGGCUUCCAUACAUUUAUUAGUCAAACCUCAACACGAGAACGACAAAUACGUCAAUUUACUUAAUCACUUUCCAGACUUAUUACGACCGAGUUUCAAACACGACAAACCGACUCAUACCGUUGUACACCACAUAAUGACAGAGGGUCCACCAGUGUUCGCACGUCCAAGACGCCUUGACCCCUCUCGUCUGGCUAUCGCAAAGAACGAAUUCAACAAAAUGAUAGAGUUGGGCAUCAUACGCCCCUCCGAUAGUCCGUAGGCAUCACCGCUCCAUAUCGUACUUAAGAAAAACUCUUCCGAAGUUAGACUAUAGAGCUCUCAACAGCUGAACCAUACCAGAUAGAUACCCUCUCCCACAUUCGCAUGACUUCACUCAUAACCUAUCUGACGUCGAUUUUUUCAAAAAUUGAUCUCGUCCGUGCUUACCAUCACAUUCCAGUUCAUCCGGACGAUGUUCCUAAAACAGCCAUUACUACCCCCUUUGGACUAUAUGAAUUCGUCCGCAUGCCUUUCGGAUUAAGGAAUGCUGCACAAAGUUUCCAGCGUUUUAUUGACCAAGUGGUACGGGGCUUACCGUUUGUGUAUGCUUACAUAGAUGACCUACUUAUAGCAAGCAAAGAUGAAAAUGAACAUCUAACUCAUCUGAAAAUGCUUUUUGAGAAGCUAAACGAGUAUGGGUUAGCAGUCAAUCCUGACAAAUGUGAGUUUCGAAAACAAUCCCUCACCUUUUUAGAUCACGUACUUGAUAAUCAAGGCAUUCAACUAGUUCCUGAGGAAACACAAGCUAUCAAAAAUUAUCCUUUGCCUGAUUCAUUCAAGAAACUACGACGUUUCCUUGGGAUGAUCAACUUUUACAGACGUUUUAUCCCCAAAUGUGCAGACUUAGCAAAACCGCUAACUGAUUUAUUAAGGGGACGAGCUAAAUCAUUAGCAAUGACACCGCAAGCAAUUCAAGCAUUUGACCAGUUGAAAAGCGCUUUAAGCACAGAGGCAUUACUCGCACGACGAAAGGUUGAUGCACCUUUAGCAAUAAUGACCGACGCUUCUAAUGUAGCAGUAGGUGCUGUACUUCAGCAACAUGUCAGUGAACGAUGGCAACCCCUUGCAUUUUUCUCAAAAAAGCUAAACGCAACGCAAACAAAAUAUAGCACAUUCGGUAGAAAACUGUUGGCUAUCUACUUAGCCACCAAACACUUUCGCUAUAUGUUAGAAGGCAAUUCUUUCAUGAUAUAUACUGAUUACAAACCUCUAAGUCCUUGAUGCACAAUCAUGAUAAAUACAGUCCGUGCGAAAUUCGUCAACUAGAAUUCAUUUCACAAUUUGCAGCUGAUAUACGCUAUAUUAAAGACAACGCAAAUGAGGCAGCAGAUGUACUAUCGAGAUUAAAUAUCAAUACCUUCUCGAUCCCUGAUAUUGACUAUCAAGAAAUGGCGAAGCAUUAAAAGCUCGAUACGGAGCUACAAAAACUUUUGCAGUCUAAGGAAACGAAAUUAUUAUUCCAAAACAUCCCCAUAAACAACAAGGACACCUUAACUUGUGAUACCUCAACAGGUAAAACUCGCCCCUUUGUACUUUACGGUAUGAGACGAAAUAUUUUUUAGAAAUUACGCAACAUAUCUCAUCCAGGUCUAAAAGCCACUGUAAAGCUUAUCACAUAUAGAUUUGUAUGGCCAAACAUAAACAAAGACGUACGAAAAUGGUCACGGGAAUGCGUCCAAUGCCAAAAGUCGAAAGUACAUAGGCACAUCAUAUCUCCUACCGGAAUUUUUCCCGCCGCUAGCGCUAGGUUCGACCAUAUUCAUAUCGACAUUGUUGGACCGUUACCAAUUUCUAAUGGUUACACGCAUAUAUUAACAUGUAUAGAUAGAUUGACGAGAUGGCCCAUAGCUGUUCCGUUAAAAGACAUGUCGGCAUCAACAGUAGUGAAGAAGCUGGUGAAACACUGGAUUACAAAUUUCGGUGUCCCUACAACAAUUACGACCGACCGUGGAAUGCAAUUCGAAAGCAAAUUAUUUCAGCAACUUACAGAUACUUUCGGUAUAAAGAGAAUUAGAACCACUGCUUAUCAUCCGUCUGCUAAUGGAAUGAUAGAAAGGUUCCACAGACAGUUAAAAGCCUCUUUGAUGGCCGCAGGAGGGGAUUACAAAUGGGAUAUCAAGCUCCCUUUGAUGCUGUUAGGCAUUCGCUCAACCAUCAAACAAGACCUCGGUUGUUGUGCUGCUGAGUUGGUUUAUGGAACAACGUUACGUUUGCCUGGUGAGUUUUUUGACCGUGCAACGUAUAUUCCAGCAGAUAUAACCAACUACGUGCAACAAUUAAAACAGCAGAUGGAAUCCAUUAGGUCCGUUAAACCACGAACCCAAAAGAUGAAAUCAUUCGUACCCAAUGAACUAGACAAAUGCUCACAUGUAUUCGUCAGAAAUGAUAGAGUACGACAGCCGUUACAGACUCCUUACGACGGCCCUUUUAAAAUCAUCCGAAAGGACACUAAAACGGUUACAGUGAAGAGAGCAGGUAAACAUGAUACUGUUAGCAUCGACAGAGUAAAACCAGUGUUUGUAGAAAACAAUGAAAAAACAACUGUAAAACCGUCUAAACCUGCAGCAGAGCAAGCAUCAUUCAAACUACCUGCAACAAACAAUACUUCACAUCAAAAUUCAGCAACAGAAACUACAAGAUCAGGAAGAGUACACUGGCCAGAUAGGUAUGUAGCAACCACCAUAUUUAUCUAGACCAAAUCCGGAGUCUACUCUUAUAACACCAAAAAAAUCCUACUUUAUUUUGAUUACUAUUUUUUUUAUUGGCCCCACAGAUCAUUAUGCUUACAUUUUAACUUGAUACAAUUCAUUAAUGUUAAAUAUACACUUGUAUAUACAUGAUAUGAAACGUUUCAACACACAAGCUGUUAUUACAAUUUAACGCUUACUCAUCAUAUUGAGUUGUACUUUUAUUUUAAAAACAGUUCCGUUCUUAGUCUGUUUGUCGAACAUAGAUGUUAAUCCAAUUUUUUUGGUACAUAAAAACACCAAUGUUCUGGAUGGGAGCUUAUGUGACAAGCCCAUUUGGCCACUGUAUCAUUUGUCUACUCAUUGUAACUCAGACAUCUAAUUCAUCAUGUUAAUUUCUGUGUGCAUUUCAGACUCUUAAUUCACUAUGUUAAUUUCGGUGUGUAUGAUCGAGUGUAUGUCUGUACAUUAACCCUUAAGCUAUCCUCCUGUUGGUUGCAAUGUGCAGAUAAUCGAUAAUUUAUCCACACCCGAUUAACUCUCAAAAAUAUAUAUGGAUUUUGAACACACACACACACACACACACUCGCUUUGUUUCAUCGUGUGCUUGCUCGCUGUACGCUUGCGGAUUUUUAUUAAUCAUUAACAAUAAAUUAUUUCUACAACUGGUGUUCAGGCUUCUGAAUAAUCUCGAGUAAAUCCGUAAUUCAUCUAGGAGAUUAAGCCUACCUUAAAUACUCAGUUUACGGGAUAUUAUUUAUUGGAGUCAGAUAUUGAAUCCAGAAGGCCAUGUGCACCAUUGAUUUGGAAUCAGGGUUUUCCAACUCCGGUAUGUGGACCCUUCGUGUCCACCAACCUGGUUAAGCUGUCGGACACUCACCUUUCGUCCUCUUGAUUUCGUAAACAACACCCCCACCACGAGAAGGCAGUGAGUAGGAGUUCCCUGGCAGUGACUGUAUAAGCGUAGCGAUGUGAGAGUAUUUCGAGAGGGAGAGCUGACUCUGGUCACCCUUGGCCGUAUCAGGGCAUUCGGGGGCUUGGAAAGACAGAAAUGUGACUAUAAGUUUCAUGCUCACGGAUAAAUUUUAAAUUGUCACGACUAUGAUCGAGCUGAAGUCUAAAAUUCAUGUUACAACUCAGCGUUAUAUAGUGGCAACUGUCCCAAAAUUCAUUGGCAUUUUAUAUCCAUUUUGAAGUAGUAAUAAUGUAGUAACGGUAGACUAGAUACUUGCUGGGUAUGUAUUCAGUAAAAUGUAAGAUAUUUGGGGUAAUCCGCCGUUUGAUUUAAUUAAUUUGAAUAAAGCAAGAACAGAUAUUGAUGCAGAAUGGUAUGAAUUCAUAUUAUUUCGAGGUUUCUCGUCAGCUGCUUACAACCAAAUAUGUACUAGAAUUUUAUAUUGAAAUAGUAUGAAACAAUUAGCAUAAUUGAAUGUAAAUAAUUGGAAUGACAAAGGUUAUCAGUAAUAACUAUAUAUAUAUAUAUAUAUAUAUAUAUAUAUAUAUAUAUAUAUAUAUAUAUAUAUAUAUAUAUAUAUAUAUAUAUGCAAGACCAGGUCAGAGGUUAUUUGGUGUUAGAAUCAAGGAAACAAUUAAGGAUGGAUGGUUUAAUAGUUGAGUGGAGUUCAGAGACAUAAGAUAAAUUGUGUGAUAAUUUUAGAGUUAAUGAAGGAUUCACGGACUGAUAAAAUUGUUUACGUAAUAAAUGAAUAGAAUUUGAAAAGUUCACAUAAUUUAAGAGGAUCAAGUGAGCGGAAAUGGGUGAAUGAAAGGGUGGUUUAAGAAUUCGGUAAUGGGGGGGGAAUAUAACAGAAUAGAUAUUUGAAAAAAAUAACUGAAUAAAAUCACACAAAUAACCAAAAAGAAGUUAUUACCAGGGUAAUAAUAAGUUUAUUACUGUCAAUUUUUGAAUACAUAAAUCCGGUUUAAGUUUUUUUUUAUCGCGAUCGCUUCAGCAAAACAGAGAGCAGUCGUACUUCUUCGUCUGUUGAUAAUUUUAAAAGCGUGAGGUAUGUCGAUGGUAUGCCCGGUGUCAAGUAAAUGCCGAGCAAUUGCACUGUUGAGCGCCCUAGUCCUUUGCAGCCUCAAGUUCUUUGGAACAUGCUCAGAAAUUUUGACUUGACAAGUUGGGUUAUCUAGAAAUCACUAUACCAGUCAACUGAAUAAAUCAAAUGAAAAUAACAGGAUAUAUAAACAUUGUUAUGAUAAAUUUGAAUUACGGAGAAAAGCACUCAACGUUAGUGACAUGAGUUAAGUAUAUUAAGUGGAAAUUCAAUUUAAAUAAAUUAUCAAGUCGCAUAUUCGCAAGAGGUUAUACACGUUCCAAAUUACGGUAACGACAUGUAUAAAUAGGUGCUGCUGUGAAUACGAAUUUCGGGAUUUUAAAAAAGAAGGUUUACCAUAAAAUUACUAUUUAUCUUUGACCCGACAUAUUUAACGAAGACCUCAGACAUUAAAAUUUAUUUAGAUAUGGUGAGUAAUUUACAAAAGUUGCGGUAAAAUUGGAAUAUAACCAAGUAUUGUCUUUUUCAUGUUAAUUAUUUGAAGAGGAAAUCUGGAAAAGCGAUUAUUGUGAACUUAUUUAUCUGUAAGAUAUUAAAAUACUGUAGUUGCAUUUUCAAUUUAAUCUACUCAAUUUGAAUAAUCUUAGUGACCUGUGAGGAUGGUGACGAUGGUAUUAAGUCAAGUACAGAAUAAGUUG
Messenger RNA from Schistosoma haematobium, 14662 nucleotides. RefSeq lists its product as uncharacterized. The record is from RefSeq and is a predicted model, not a curated record. The coding region runs from base 9602 to 10498 and encodes 298 amino acids. The transcript has a single exon. Lineage: Eukaryota; Metazoa; Platyhelminthes; Trematoda; Strigeidida; Schistosomatidae.